UAUCUGUGGCCGAUCUCUCUCGUCUUGUCGCAGGUCCUCUGCUGCUGGCUCGCAGCUGGGGCCAGCGGCCAGCGCUUCCAGCAGCAGCGACUGGAGCAAGCGACGACAGGGGGGCGCCCCUUGCAGAAGCAGGAGGAGGCCCCGUACUACCGGGAUGCCCUGCCCCGAUCGGCGCAGGCCGUGCCGCGCUACUACCCCCCGGCGCCCGUCCACUACGUGAGCAUCGGCGAGAAGCUGGACGGCGAGUACCGUUUCGGCUACGACUCCGGCAACGGGCCCCUGGGCCACAGCUACCGCCAGGAGCUCCGGCUCCCCGACGGCAGCACCCGCGGCUCCUACGGCUACGUGGACUCGCGAGGUCACAUGCGCAGGGUGCACUACAGCGCCGGCAAGAACGGCUUCGUCAUCCUCAAGGACGAGCGCAUCCUGGACAAGGAGCCCCCGAAGGACACGCUCCUGGGGAAGGACGAGUUGCUGACCACCACGGCUGCACCUGCAAAGGUUCUAGUCUAAAGCUGUUAUGAUAUACUACAAAAGACCCGAAAC
Messenger RNA from Dermacentor andersoni, 546 nucleotides. Its product is annotated as cuticle protein 14-like. Gene Ontology annotation, cellular component: chitin-based extracellular matrix. NCBI's taxonomy places the organism in Eukaryota, Metazoa, Arthropoda, Arachnida, Ixodida, Ixodidae. Gene Ontology annotation, molecular function: structural constituent of chitin-based larval cuticle. The record is from RefSeq and is a predicted model, not a curated record.